AUGGCAAGUUUGAGGGCCCAUUUAUGUUCCUUGUUGACCUACGCAACCUUUCUCAGCCUAAUAAGCUGCCACAGCCUGCGGGAAAACCAUGUCGCUUUAAUCAUUUUUGGUGAUUCACUAUUUGAUCCUGGAAACAACAAUUACAUCAACACCACUUUUGCUUACCAGGCGAAUUUCUGGCCUUAUGGUGAGACCUUCUUCAGGUACCCUACAGGCAGAUUUUCUGAUGGGCGUCUAAUUCCGGACUUUAUAGCUGAGUAUGCAGGCUUGCCAUUAAUUCCAGCGUAUUUACAACCUGGUGAUCGUAAAUUCAUACAUGGGGUGAACUUCGCAUCAGGAGGAGCUGGUGCUCUAGUUGAAACAAAUCAAGGAUUUGUUAUAGACCUGAAAACUCAAGUAAGCUAUUUCAAGAAAGCAGAGAAAUCUCUGAGACAAGAACUAGGAGGUGCAGAAGCCAAGAAAUUGUUGUCCAGAGCUGUUUACUUGAUUAGCAUAGGAGCCAAUGAUUACUUGACUCGAAACUCCACCGCAUCUGAUGUAGAGUAUGUUGCCAUGGUGAUUCGCAACCUGACUAUUGCACUCAAAGAAAUAUACAAGAUAGGAGGAAGGAAGUUCGGGUUUCCAAAUAUGGCUCCUUUGGGUUGUUUGCCAUUCAUCAAACUACAAGUAGGUAGCAAUGGUUCUUGCCUUGAUGAAGUCAACAAGCUUGCCCAACUGCACGAUCAAGAACUUCCCAAAGUCCUUCACGAGCUAGAGAAGCAGCUGCCAGGCUUCAAAUAUUCAAAUUACAAUUUCUAUAAAACUGUCGGUGAGAGAUUAAGCAACCCUUCAAAAUAUGGGUUCAAAGAUGCCAAGACGGCACGUUGCGGCUCUGGUUUGUUCCGAGGAAUUUAUAGUUGUGGAGGGAAGAGAGGCAUAAAAGAGUAUGAAUUAUGUGAGAAUCCUAGUGAAAAAUUCUUCUUUGACUCCUAUCAUCCCUCAGAAAAGGCCUAUCAACAAUUUGCAAAGGAAAUGUGGAGUGGGGCUAGGUGGACGGGAGUCCGGUCUGCCGAUUUUGAGAGGCAGUUGCUUUGGGGCGGCUGGGAAUGA
This is a messenger RNA of Theobroma umbraticum, 1089 nucleotides long. Its product is annotated as GDSL esterase/lipase 5-like. The record is from RefSeq and is a predicted model, not a curated record. NCBI's taxonomy places the organism in Eukaryota, Viridiplantae, Streptophyta, Magnoliopsida, Malvales, Malvaceae. Gene Ontology annotation, molecular function: lipase activity.